CACCAUCGCAGCACUCACUGUAUGGCAACCGCAACUUGACAUGGCUUUUUAGUUUCCGCCUACCGUACCGUCCUUUCUUUUCGACUUCCUACCGCCAUGUCUUCCGUCGACCUGCAUAGCAAAAUCGACCCCGGCUCCGACCUCCACUGCCCUCCACUGUCACCUGGCACGAGGACCGCCCGCUUCGAAAUCAAGUCGCAGAAGCCAACCGACUCUGUCAGCGAGAUCGGCGAUCCAGAUACACUUGAUACGAAGUAUGAUAAUGCGGAAGGCUUUGUGGUCGACCUCCCCCGAGUUGUAGUAGUCCCAGCACAGCGCAACAUUGUAGUAACAAUAAGGGAGCCCCCUACUUUUAUAAUUGACGGUAAGACUGGAAAGACUAUUCUCCGCCCGGAAUAUAGGUCUGUCUCUUCGAGGAUGUUCAGCAACCGCACGCAAAUGCCAAAGACACGCUUCCCGUCGAACAUAUCAUCGGCUCGGCGUGCGAAAUCAGCUAGCUUCAGCGUACCUAAUCCACAACUAGCAAUUCAACCUACGCGGCCAAACAAACAGAGAUUCCCUGUUGAGGAUAAUCUUCUGUCGCCAACAAGCCUCGAACUCGGCCUACAGGCAGUGGAGCAAUGGAACCCACCACUUCUACUAACAUCUUCCACUGCCCCACGAAUCUCCAGGAUGUCAGUCUCACCUCAGGUUGGGGUAGUGCCAACCUCUAUCAGUUUGCCUAAGGAGACACCCCUACUUCCUUCUGAGUCGGGUCUUCGCCUCCCUAGCACCGGUCGUUUCAAAAUUAUAUCAUUCUCUUCAUCCAGGUCUUCACUUACUGAAGAUCAUACUCGCCACGAGAAGAAACCUGUUGAUGCAGCUUCUUCUGCCAAGACAGCAGCAUCCUCGCGAUACCAUACCCCCACAGUUGAAGAUGACAUAUCUUCCAUUGACAUUCCUCAUGUGUACCAUACUGGCGACUAGUUCUGCUUCGUGCCGCCUUUCAUUAAUCUCUGCAUUUUUCUCGGGCCCAACAUCUGACUGCUUGCCAUAGCAGCCUGCACUUAGUAAGUUUACGAUAUCGGAAGGCGAGAAC
Molecule: messenger RNA, 1078 nt
Organism: Aplosporella prunicola CBS 121167
Lineage: Eukaryota; Fungi; Ascomycota; Dothideomycetes; Botryosphaeriales; Aplosporellaceae
Exons: 2
Coding region: 97-966 (289 amino acids)
Source: RefSeq, a predicted model, not a curated record